AUGAUGAGGCGCGCGGAGCUGGAGGCAUUGGGCAGCGGCGAGCUGCAGCAGCUCAUCACCGAGGCCGUGGCGGUGCUGGCGCAGCGCGCCUUGAGCGCCAGCGGCGCGCCCGCGCCGAGGCCCCCCGCUGGCGCGCCAGCGCUGUUCUCCUUCGGUGCCUCCAGCGCCGCGGACAGCCCGCCGCCCUCCAUUCGGCGGCGAGGCCCAGGGGGGAAGCCGGCCAUCUCCUUCAGCUCGCCCGCGGCCUCGGCGCCCCAGUCCGGCGGGCUGUUCUCCCUCGGGGCGGCCGGCGGCGCGGCGCCGGUGCCGUCGAUCUUCAGCUUCAGCGCGGGGUCCGCUGGAGGCGGAGGCACCAGCGGCAGCCUCUUCGCGCCGCCCGCGCGGGGGGGCGGCGGCGAGCAGGAGGAGGAGGACGGCGCAGGCGAUGACGACGCGGCGGAGGCGGAGGAGGAGGUGUCUGUCGUGCCCGGGUGGACGCCGUCGAUCACCCUGGAGGUCGUGGACGGCGUCACGACCGGCGAGGAGCGGGAGGAGCAGCUGUACUGCCAGCGCUCGAAGCUGUACAGGUGGAAGGAUCGACGGCGAGUGGAAGGAGCGGGGGCUGGGGGACGCCCGGCUGCUCAAGGACGGACCGCUGGGCGGGUCCGCUUCCUCAUGCGCAGGAGAAGACGGGGAAGCUCGUCGCUAACCACUACUGCGACUGCGACCUGA
Messenger RNA from Prorocentrum cordatum, 711 nucleotides. The record is from the annotation of a GenBank genome assembly. NCBI's taxonomy places the organism in Eukaryota, Dinophyceae, Prorocentrales, Prorocentraceae.